Humulus lupulus (European hop) is the source of this 1933-nucleotide messenger RNA. Its product is annotated as pectinesterase-like. The transcript has 2 exons. Gene Ontology annotation, biological process: cell wall modification. Gene Ontology annotation, molecular function: pectinesterase activity; pectinesterase inhibitor activity. The coding region runs from base 17 to 1759 and encodes 580 amino acids. The record is from RefSeq and is a predicted model, not a curated record. Lineage: Eukaryota; Viridiplantae; Streptophyta; Magnoliopsida; Rosales; Cannabaceae.
CAACUUUUCUCUUAUUAUGGCUAAAUAUUCAAACUCUAAGUCCUUAAUAAUGCACUUCUCUUUAUUUUUCCUUUCUCUCCUAAUUACUUCUCCAUCUUUCUCACUAGCCCUCUCCCGAAACAACAUGUGUGAGUCCACCAGAUUUCCUUCUUAUUGCAAUACAAUGCUCCCCAAUCAAGAUACCGAUGUCCACAAUUUCGGCCGAUUUUGUGUGCGAAAAUCUCUGUCACAGUCUCACAAGUUGCUUAACUGGGUGGAGACUAGCCUCCAAGACCGUAACUCCGCCGAUUUGUCCAAACCUUUGAUCCGGCUUUUAGAGGAUUGCCGGGAACUCGCCUCGUCAAACGUUGACUUGUUAACCGACUCCAUUAUUCGAAAGGUCAACAAGACCAGUACUGUUCUUUCAACCUCGGAAGGUGACGACCUCCUGACCUCGCUGAGUACUGUCCUGACCAACCUCCAGACCAUCUCAGAUGAACUGGAAUCCACACCUUCGCCUUCGACCAUCAAAAACGAAAUCUCGCAGAUGAUCUCAAACGACACUAUGUUGCAUAGCGUGUCUCUCUCGCUCUGCAUCCAGGGUUGGGUUCCCAAGGAGAUGGACACGAAGCCGUUCCGGUCCAGGCGACACGCUGUUCGGAGAAACGGAAGGAUUCCUAUGAAGAUGUCCGACCUUAACCGAGCUAGGUUGGAGAAAGCUUUCAAACAUCGUAGGGGGCCUAGGCCGCCGAGGAUGAUGAUGAGGAAGCUUCUUCAGGUUGCGGAUGAAGAGGUUACGAUAAAGGACGUGGUGGUCGUGAGCCAGGACGAGAGUUGGAACUUCACCACCAUUAACGACGCCAUUGCCGCGGCACCGAAUAACUCUGCUGCUUCGGGCGGGUACUUCUUGAUAUAUAUCACAGCCGGGGUUUAUGAAGAGUACGUGACGAUUGCGAGUAACAAGAAGUAUUUGUUCUUGCUUGGAGAUGGCAUUAACCAGACCAUAAUUACAGGGAACCACAGUGUGGUUGAUGGUUGGACUACUUUCAACUCUGCAACUCUUGCUGUAACUGCGGUAGGCUUCCUCGCUGUUGAUAUAACUAUCCGAAACACGGCGGGACCGAACAAACAUCAGGCAGUGGCGCUCCGAAGCGGCGCCGAUCUUUCGACAUUCUACCGCUGUAGCUUUGAAGCUUAUCAGGACACCUUAUACACUCAUUCCCAAAGACAAUUCUACAGAGAAUGCGACAUUUACGGCACAGUAGACUUCAUUUUUGGCAACGCCGCCGUUGUACUUCAGAACUGUAACAUUUAUCCCCGGCUUCCGCUUAAGGGCCAGUUUAAUGCCAUAACGGCCCAAGGGCGGACCGACCCGAACCAGAACACAGGCACUUCCAUCCAAAACUGCACCAUUAGUCCCAGUGCUGACUUGGCCGCGGCCAACGCCGCCACUGCAGCCGGAAAUGGCUCGUUCACAAAGUCCUACCUGGGGAGGCCCUGGAAGGAAUAUUCUCGAACAGUCUACAUGCAGUCCUUCAUCGAUGGUUUUAUCGAAGCCGCUGGUUGGCGUGAGUGGAGCGGGGAUUUCGCAUUGAGUACUUUGUAUUACGCAGAGUAUAGUAACUCUGGUUCUGGGUCGAAUACCACCAACCGGGUCAAUUGGACGGGUUACCACAUGAUCAACGCUACGGACGCUGCCAAUUACACGGUCUCGACGUUUUUGCUGGGUGAUGUUUGGUUGCCUCAGACGGGUGUGCCUUAUAGUGGAGGUUUAAUAUGAAGCUUAUAUUUUUCGUAAUUAAUUAUAACCAUUUAUAUUUAUUAUAAAUUAGUGUCUUUAUAUGUACGCACGCACAAGUUAUUAAAGAUGAUGUCGAACAAAUUAAGUUCGACUAGAGUAAUUAGCUAAUUAAUUCAAUGCAUAAUGAAAAUCACCUGUUUCCAAAUUUGGACC